Porites lobata is the source of this 16181-nucleotide messenger RNA. The record is from the annotation of a GenBank genome assembly. NCBI's taxonomy places the organism in Eukaryota, Metazoa, Cnidaria, Anthozoa, Scleractinia, Poritidae.
ACCUCGAAAAUAUUGGUAACUUCACUCGCAACGAGAUGCAAAUCGAUUUGUCUUUUGGAAUUCUCCCGAUAUGAAUGGGCUGCUGCUUUUAAAAUUCUACUUGUUGCUUUACUUUGUGGAGCCUGGAUCGUUUGAUUCGUCCACUGAAGGAUGUUUCUGUGAGGUGAGCUCUAGUACCGUUGCUGGCUUGUUUAGGUGGUGUUAGCAGUGUUAGGCGGCAAGAAGUCGACCGUCCUGCUGUUGGCAGCUGGCUUUUGUUUUCAUGGAUUUUAAUUCAGCUAGUAUUUAGUUUAAAGGUUAACCAAUGAAGCCGUAUAGGUAGAUCCGAUCUUAGGUUAUGUUUUUUGUGCUCUAGAUUGGCUCUGAUCCGCGAUUGUUGUUUUCUAAAAUAUACCCUCACGGAUUACUUGCGAUCGCUGGUGAUUUCUGGUGGGACAUGUUUAUAAGCUGAAUAUUUCUUAAAGUUUUUGAGGCCGAUUUAGCUUUCUUUCAAAUGAGCUGUAACCUGAUGCUAUUACUUCAACAUGACAGCAUUCAUUUGUCAAACCAAAUAUCCCUUUUACCCAAUAUCGACCAAUUUAAGCUUACAUUUGUAAAUUACAUAACAAUCUUGUACCUUAAAAGGAGGUUUAAAACAUUUAUAAGCUUAAUCUUGCUAGGUGAUGCGCAUUUCUUAAUUUCUUAACCUGCAUAUUUGAUUUUUUGAGCAUACUGAAAAAGUUUUUUUAACGUGAAAUUUUUAAUUUUUAUCGUGGCGUAUUACCAUUGGCGCGUUCUCGUAAUUUCCUACUGGUUGCGAGGGGCAGCUGAUAGCUUAAUAGCUUGUUCUGAUCCCUUGUUCUAGGGCUUUCAUGAACAGCUUCCUACUUUAUUCGCUUCCACUAAAUUGUAUCAGAACAUUGAAACGAACUUUGCUAGCUUUGGACUUGCUGAUUGAUAGGAAUAAUGUUUUACACAUCUAUUGUAAAAAAAAAUAUUGUUAAAAAAAGAAUUGAGGACUGUAGAGACAGCUGAUCAAAUUCAAAUGGAAUAUUGAAAGAGAAUGGUGUGAAUUUGAGAAUUUACAUGGCUGAUUUGUUCAGAGAAAGUGCAUUAAUUCUGUGGCCAAGAAAAUUAUUUCCAUGCAAGCUCCCCUCCUCCCUUUUAAUUUUUAAACUAUGUGCACUGAAUAACUGAUGAUUUAGUUUUGUAUAUAUAUUAUUUUUAGUACAUGCAGGCAGUUUGCCGUAAACCACACAUGAUGAUUAAGAGAGAACAGAAUAAUGAUAAAUCUUAACAUCAAAUGUAAUGAUUCGUUUUGAAGACUGUAGCUGUUGCACUUAUACAAUGUCUGCAAAUAGUGAAAGAGUGACCCUUUCACAAAUUCCUCUUCUUUUUUAAAUUAAUACAGUGCAGUGUAAUUUUUGGUGGUAGAUAUAUGUGCAUUUGUCAGACUUGUGUGUUCUUCAAGUUUGUUCAGUUUUGCAAAGCUUUCCAUGGCAUUUAUACGAUGUGCAUGUAUGUGCUUGUAAAGUUACAAACCAGAGUACAGUACCACCGGCUAAUGGUAUGUUUAUUAACCCACCAUAACAUUGUGUACCUAUGUGUUGUCCCAAAAGAUAUAUCUUGUACAAUGCUGAGCUCUUGGGAAAAAAACAAAAGAAAAAAAAGCGGCUUUUUCCCAACGCAAAAGGGUCCGACAUUGGAGUAUGGCUGUGGCAGGAAUUUUCAAAGUAAACUUUUUCUCAGGUAAACGCAAUAUUCACCAUAAGUUGCAAUUAUUAGAACCUUAACCAGGAUGCAAAGAAAAUCAUUUUUACAGCUUGCCAUUUAUUAGCCCAGACGUCAUUUCAACUAGCCCCAAAAGCUUUUUAAGGAGCAGAAUUGAUCUCACAGUUCUUUUGUUAUUCGAAUUCCUCAAAAAAGAUCACUUGCCCGUCGGGCAAGUUAAAAACAGAAUUUACUAGCCUGAUAGCAAAAUCCACUAGCCCCGGGCUAUCGGACACUACUUUCUUUGCACGCUGCUUAACACAAAAUGUCAACUGUGAUGUGGUCUGCUUUUUUACUUGAGAAUGGAUUUUACCUACAGCACAGAAACAGAAUAGAAUGAUGACAAUGUUGUACUGUACAUUUAGGUCAAAAUGAAAUCCAAAUAAAUAUUUUGUACAAAGCUAGUUGAAACACUUUGCCCUAAAUAGCCUUUUUGAAAUUUUGCUGACUUAAAAUGAAAAAAUGACGUUUUUCGCUCCCCCUCCCCCAUCAAACAAUGAUAUGCCAUUGUAUGAGCUACCUGCAGGAAACAACAAACAUCCUAACUUUGAAUGGGGAGGAGUGGGGGGGGGGGGGGUUGCUUUUUUUGUUCCCCUGUUUGCCAUACAUUUUUGAGGACAGUGUGUAAGUGUCAUCUCUGUAUGCUCCAUGGGAAUUGACUGUACUUAAGGCUGUGCUCUAAGGAAGUUUGAAGGGAGCCCGGUGCUCUGAAACUGUAAAAUCUUGGUUGCCCAGCAUAUGAUUUGUAUGAAAAAUAGUAAGAUUUUCUAGUCAACUGAGAGCAAAAGUUAGGCGCCAGUGGCCACCAGACUCUUCUAGAGCUCAGCCCUGGUGCUUUGUAUGAACAUGAACUUUUUAAUUGCAAAGUGGUAUUUAUACCACAAGUGAUAUUUCAAAAUUGUUAUUAUACACAAUUUCCCGAGCCGUUAGGCAAGUGAAAUUUAAGACAAUUUUGAAAUAUCACAAGUGGUAUUUAUGCGAAAUAUCACGUACAAAUCAUGCUAUUAUUUGUUUAUACUACUACCCGCAAAGGUCUUGUAAUUUUCACAUGUAGGUAUUCCAAAUUAAGCUGAAAUACCACUGCUCUAAGCCAAUCAAAUUGCAAAAAUUUCUCAUCUAGUAGUAUAAAUACUGUAAGCAGUUGAAAUAUUUAUCAGUAGUUGUUGUUAGUUGUGUUUUUAAAAUUGGUGUAAUGAGGGUCUAAACACAGUGUCUUAACAAUGUUUGUUGGUGAUCAUGGGUUGAUCGAUUCUCAGUGUCUUUGGUCUCCUGGCCCAAUUUUAUUUUUAUUUUUUUAUUGUAGUUGUCUGGAAAGCCAGAGGAAUGUUGUUGUGACGUGGAGACAGUGGAUCAGAUAAACAAGGAAAUUCAUCCAGUGAUAAGUGAGCUUGUCAAGAAAAAUUUCUUCAAGUUCUUCAGGGUAUGUGAUAUUACAUACAUAGAGGCUGCUUGUUCAAAGUGACUGAAUUACAUGUAAUUAACAAUGAUUAUGUAACAUUUCAAGCCAAAAGCCAUAGCCAUGAUCACUAAUUUGAUUCUGAUGGCUCCAAGAGGUUCCAAGGGUGCAAAGAAGGAAAAAACAACCUAUUACAAAAUGUUUGUAAAUACAGUGUACACGUACACGCAUGUACAUUUCCUUAUAAUGUAAGCCAAAAUUUAAUUGGUUAUGGCAUCUGUACUCUGACUCAGAGCUGUAAAAUGUUGAGAGCAAUAUAACUGUAUACAUGUAGAAAAUUGGAUUUUUAUUAUCCGAAAGUUUUUGGGGGAUUUCAAAUUAUCGAAGAACUUAUUAGUCAAUCCUGCUCGUCAAAACUUUAUUUUUUCCUCUUAUUCAUCACUUGCACAUCUCUCAUAAUGUACCUUAUUUCCUCCCGAAAAAUUUGCAUAAGCAUUGUUUUCAGUUUCUCUUUGGGAUGGCUGUAAUACAUUGUUCUCUGGAGAAAUGAAAAACUAAGGUUAUGCAAAAUUUUUUUUUUGGUUGGGGGGGGGGGGGCAAAUACUGUAAGGUGCACAAUGGGAGAUGUGCAAGUGGCGUAUUGGCUAUAUGUUGCAUAAAGAGCCUAGAAAUCAGCACAACAUACAGAGUACAAGGUAGAUGUACAUUGUAGUCGGUAAGGUACUAACAGUUACUGCAAGCAGAUAACUGACUAGUCUAUAGGUUGUGCAUUUGAUGCAUGAUUUUGUAGAGCAAUGUCAAACUCUGUUCCAUGCAACAGGUGUGCUUGUCAUUAUUUUCUUUAAAGUACCUCCCAAAAGUAAGUUGACAGUCACUCUCAUGUUGAUCCUUAAGACUUGAAUAUUCUUGUUUCUGGAUUCUCAAAACUUUCAAUAGUCAUGUCUCGAGUCUAGAGAAUUGAUUUUCCAGUUUCGAUAAUUGGGUUGUGUUUUGGGUGUUGAAGCAAGAGGUGACAUUAUGCAAAUGUUUGUCACAUGUUAGCAUUAAUUUUUCUAUCUCACUGCAAAUAGGUACACUUGUUUAAUAUUGUAGUCUCUUUUUUUGAGAUAUCCUGAAAAUAAUUUCAGGUCUUUGUAAGUUAUUGUUUUCAGCCUGGGCUGGUUACCUUGAGAUUCACAAAAACCCUAUAAAAUUAUAAAAUUGUAUAUAAUCAUAAUCUUACAUGUAAUUGCAGUGUAAGAUCAUUUUCAACUGUUUUUUUCUUUUUUUGUGCAAAUUAACAUUUACUUGUACGUGUUUAAUAAUAGGGUGCGUUUCUUUGGGAUGAUCCGGAUCAGCAUCACUAAUCCGAGAUCACUCGGAUCAUGGUAGAUCAAGUGAACCAAUGAAUCCUUGUACAGAAUGGAUUCAUCGGUUCAUUUGAUCUACUAUGAUCCGAGUUAUCUCGGAUCACUGAUCGUGAUGCGGAUCAUCUCAAAGGAACGCACCCAUAGAUUCACUCAGUUGUAAUUAAUUUCCAUCAAAUUUGCAGGUUAAUUUAAACAGACCAUGUCCGUUUUGGCCUGAUGAUGGAGCUUGUGCACUCAGGGACUGCUCUGUUAAUGCAUGCAAAGAGGUUAGUAUAGAUUAUAAAUACUGAAAAAUGACUUGAAGAAAAGCAGCAGAGACAUUCCAAAAUGUAACAAUCCAUGGUCUGGUCAUGAGAACAUGUCUUAUCUUUAAUAGAAACAUUGCAAAUGGGUACAAACUGGGUUACAAGCCUCCUGAAAUGGAAAAGGUCAUUUUCACCCUUGUUACCUUCAGAUUUUUUCUAUCACUCCUCUGUAAUAAGCACAAAAUUUAUUGUUCCCUCUCCUUUGAACAAAAAUUUUAUAUAAUGAGCUAAUAUAAGACUGUCACAAUUUUGUGCUUGCUGUCUCUUUUUUAUGAUCGUUUCCUCUUGCAGGGAAUACACUCCCACUGAUACCAAACAUUCGAUUGCCUGUCUGUUUUUUGUUCUCUUGAGGAGAAAAAAGAAGUGAAUAAGUUGAUCUUCUUACAAUGCUCAAUGAAUUGUUUAAUAAUUCAGUUUCCUUGAUUAGCCGCAAAAGGAUAUAAAAAUAAUACCAACUGAAACUAUUCUUGUUUUAUCAGUCCUUCUGAGUUACAAUCCCCCAUUUUUUUUCUUGUUAAUAAAUUGUUGCACUUCAAGCUUGGGUCAUAAAUGAACAGCAAAAAACUCAGUCUCAGGUCCCAGAUUUUUAGUAAGAUUAAAUAAAUAUCAAUGUGAUAUAGCUAGAAAUUUUUCCCAACAGCGCAUGCUCUCAUUGGUUAUUUCAAGGUCACAUGACAUCUAAAAAUGAUACCGUUUCUCACCAAAAUCUCUGGGCCGGAAACACUGCAAAAUUUAUGAUGUCAGGGGGUAACAGGGGUAACAGUGCACCGUUACCCGGUCUACCUGCAAAUGAUGACUGACGAUCACUGUUACAGUGAGGUUUUAAUGAAUUUCCAGCUUCAAAACUUCCUGCUACCUCUAUAUAACAAAUAACUUAACUAAUGUUAUGCGUAUCUUUUUCCCCCAUAAAACUUUAGGAGGAACUCCCAGAAGGCAUUAAAGCUGCGGUAGGUACAUGUAUCCAUUUUGAAUUGUCACUCAUGCACUUUGCCUCUAUAAUGGUAUUGAUAUAUUUUAAUUAUUAUAUAAUUAUUGUAAUUAUUACAUUUCAUGCUGUGUAACAGGACUCAAAAUACAAUCUAACGGCCAGUCAAUGGACAAUGUCUGGAUUGAUUGGGGAGUUUGCGAGUCAACCUUUUGUCUUACCGGUCAUGUUGACCAGUCACAUUCAAUCAUAUUGAAAAAGAAAAAAUAAUAAUUUUCAUGCUGCUCAGUUGUUUCAUUAUGUAGCGAGUUCCUGUGUAUUGCGAAACUUUGAUCUGAAUUCCUUAGCAAAAUGCAAUUAGAACCCUUGUUUACAGUUCGCGCAUUGAAACAGACAUCGGGAAUCAUGCACUUCCAGUCACAAAAUUAAAAAUAUCACUUUUAUUAGUUAAUUUUCUCGAUAAAUAGAAAUUUUCUUCCCUUAUAAUGGGUAGUAAACAUGGAUUGCCGGCAGAGUUUUAGGAUCAAGAUCUCACACCGUGAUACACUGUACGUACCCAGAAAUCAUUAUAAGGAGGCGCCAGAUAGAUUUUAUGUGUUCGUUAAUGAUUUGUAAGGUGUUACAGGUUCGUCUUACAGACAGUGUACCUAAAUACAUAUUUUCAUUUUGCCGCUGUAAUUUACAGUGAGUGCUUAAAAGUACUAUAAACUCCAAGCAACCAGGUUUUUUUUUAUCUAUACAGUGAAACCUGUAUUAAGCGGACACCCUCUAUUAAGUGGACAGUAGCCGAAGUCCCCAAAUUUAUUUCCCUUAUUUACUUUAAAUGAAACCUUUAUUAAGCGGACACCUCUAUUAAGCGGACACGGACACCUAAAAAGUAUCUAAAAAGGGCCAUUUAUAAUUAUUGUUGCCAACCUGUAUUAAACGGACACUUGUAAUGAAAUUCCACCACCCAACAUGCCAGACACCGGAAAUGCGAAAGAUUGCCUCGAAUUGCCACCCACAAAUUUUUCGAUUUUUACAUUAAAAAACGUGACUUGACGAACUUAUUUGAUUAGUUUCACAGUACAGGAUUAUUUUCUAUUUCGUUUUGUUUGUAUAGAGCUUGUUUCACUCAUCUGAUUUCUUCAAAUUUGAGUUGCAAUCCAUGUUUAUGGUACUAUGAUCAAUAUUGGUUCACUUUGAUAAAGAAAUUAAUGCAAACGUCUAUCGUCAUAGUUUCUGGGAGUAUUAUAAACGCUUCCACUGUUCAUUUGAAUGGCAUUUGACACCUCAUAUGACGUUAUAUAUCGAAACCUUUAUUAGGCGGACACCCUGUAUUAAGCGGACACCACAGCAUUCCCCGAGGGUGUCCGUGUAAUACAGGUUUCACUGUAUACAUAAUGUCAGGUUUUGGUUCAUGGGCUCCUGUGUUAAGAGUUUUUUAUCUUAUAAAUUUGACCGGCCAGAAAGGAUACAUGUAUGUGACCAACCUAGAAUGAAUUUGGCUGGUCAUCGUGUCCAGCUCGACUCUCUGGAAAUUAUUUCGAGCCCUAGUGUAACUACAUGUACAUGUAAACCAAAGUAUUGAUAAAGCCUUAAUCUAACUUGAAACAGGAGCGCCAGGAAGCUAAUAGGAGUGAUAAACAUAAGAACAGUGUUCAUAAGCCACAGUCAGACAGUGAGGUAAAGCUUUAAAAACGUUUUUUUUCUUUUUUUUUGUAUUUCAAAGUUGCCUUGGUGGUGGUGAUGCUCUAAUACAGUACACAGGGUGCAAAGAAAGGCAGUUUUACAGCUUGCCAUUCGGGCAAGAUGUGGCUAGCAUUUACGAACCCAAAAUUUUUAUUUCAACUAGCCCCAAAAUCUUUUUGAUAAGCAGGAUUGAUUACACAGUUCUUGAUCUGUAAUUUGAACUCCUCAAAAAACUUCACUUGCCCAUCAGGCAAGUUAAGAACUGAAUUCACUAGCCCGAUGGCAAAAUCCACUAGUCUCAGGCUAUCAGACACUACAGUACUUUCCUUGCACGCUGGUACAGCUGUAUACAGUCAGCGCUCUCUGAACAGACACCUCUAUAAGACAGACACGUGGCUAAAACAGACACUUACAAAGUAGAGUUGGUCCCUGACUCUCUAUAAGAUGGACAUCUUUCUAACAUGGACACUUGGUGCCAGCCCCAAUUAGUUAAUUCAUCUGAAGCGCAAGAUAAUGAUAAUGCUUACUGCAAAAUAAGUAAUUAAUACAAUUGGUUGUACAUUGAAGUUUUUUGUUAUGGAGAUAUUCAAUAGGGCUUAAUUUCCUGAAUAAAUUCAUUUCUACAUGCUAUAAAAUAACAUUAUAAUAAGCAUAUUAAGCUUCUAAUUAUAAUUAAUACUAAUUAAUGUGUGCAAUAAAUAUUCUAAUGUUCAAUGUAAAAUACUAUUUAUUUUAUGUAGACGGGAGUAUUUUAUAUUGACUAAUGCAGAUGUCACUGUGAAUGAUACAUUACCUGUAAAAGCUUAGACCUCAACCCAGGAAAGGGUUGUGCAAGUCAUUUUUGCCUGUACAUGUGGUGCACUGAAAUAAAAGUGCUUUCCUAACUGAGGUGUAGAUUAUUGGAUAGUUGGAAUCCAUCAAUCUUGGGAAGAUGUUAUGGCACUCAAAUGUACAUGCAGUGUUAUUGAUUUGUCCUUUAUCAUUGCAGGGCCAAAAAGGUGAAACGUGCCAGUUAUCAGACAAUGAUACUCUAGGGGAAAUUGAUAGCACUAUCAGGUACGUGAUUGUAUUUACAUACUACCAAAUUCAUUGCAUUGCACUGCACAUUUUGCAAAGUUCAAAGGGAUUUUGAGUUCUGUUCCAUCAAUCAUUUGAGUGGGGGCAGGGUUAAUGUAAAUCACAAUGCGACGCACUCGCCUAGCUUUGCCUACAAAAACAAAACUGACAUGGAACUGAAAAUGAAUCUGGACUGCUCGAGAAUUAUAGCAAAGGAAAUCAUGAUAGUGAGUGGAAUUUUUGUCAAAGGAGGGUCCUUGCCUUGUGACAACUUUAUAAUUACGCAAGUUGUGUUUGCAAAACUGUCUCGAAUUCUCCCAACCCCCCUAGUGUUUAUAUCAGGCUACACAAACAUGCAAAACAUUUUCUAUUGCUUAAUUGUAACUGGUGGCACAGCUGUAGAUGUACAUGCACACCUUAAAGCCUCUCCAGUUUGAUGCCCCCUCCCCCAAUCUCCUCUAAGGUGUGGCUCCCCUCUAAAGGUUUAAAAGUGUGACUAGUGAUCACUUUAACACUGUAAAUCUCUUAUAUACAGUAAUACAGUGAUAUGUUAUGAAUUUUUAUCUAGUGAUGAAGAUAAACAAGCAUUUGAAGCAUGGCAUGCUCAUGAUGAUGCUGAAGAAAACUUUUGUGAGCUAGAUGGUGAGCAGUGUACAAGAAGUACAUUUGUAUUUUAGCCCUUGCAUGAAGUCCCAAGAGUGGCCAACAUCAAUUUUCUCCCAACAAUAUUAAUACAUAAUGGGGAGAAAAGGUUAAGAGAUUUAAUAAAAUGAUCACCUAUCCAGGAAAAUGCUCUGACCUUUUAUCAAAUUCUCUCAACUGUGAGAAUUCGUAGGUUGAUAUUAGGAUGUUACGAAUGUUUUGUUCGUGUUUUUUUUUUUUUUUUUUUUUUCAUUUUGUAAACUAGUCUGGUGCUCUCUAAGGUCAGCUGGGCCUGGGAGCCAGGUUUAUGGAUAUUACAAGAUGUUAUUUCGUUUUGAUCAGCACAAAAAAAGCACUUCAUGGUGAGAGUUUGUAAUCUUUACCGAGAGAUUAGUAGCAUUAAAACAGUCGUGUUCUUUGUGUAACCAGCAUGGCUGAAGAUCAUAGCCAGAUUUACUGUACUUUCUGCAGAUUAGUGCGAAAGAAAUGUUGAAUCUAUGCUGAGUUUGAAUUCAAACAAAGCACAAAAUCUGGAUUUGGUGAUAAGAAUCCAGAUUUGAAUUUUCCCAAAAACAUAACACCCUAAGACUCACAGAAUAAUGUAAAAGCAAUUAUUGCAAAUUUCAGAUGAGUCAUCUUCAGGAAUGGAAUAUGUUGACCUGUUACGAAACCCUGAAAAAUUCACAGGCUAUGCAGGAUUCUCUGCUCAGAGAAUAUGGAACAGCAUUUACAAUGAAAAUUGUUUCAAGUAAGUUAUACAGUGUAUUUGUAACUUGGUUGUGUGCUGAUUAUUUAACGUGAUUUGAUUUCUUAGUUUAACGUGAUUUGACCAAAAAGAAAGUGUUUUACAGCUGCCAUUCACACCAUUACUUAGCCCUGAUUAAAAUUUCCCCAAAAGAAUUAUUGAACAGAAUGUGCAAAAUCCACUAGUUCCGGGCUAUCGGACAUCACUUUCUUUGCACGCUGGACUCUUACUACAUGUAAUUGUAUAAUUCCUUUUGUCUACUCAGACCAGCGUCUCCCUACAGCAAGAACUACGGGGUGGUUACCUCCAAGAAUGUUGGAAGUAAGUUUUUAUGUUUUGAAUGAGCAAGUAGUCGUCAUAGGGGUCAUUAUUUUCUGUGUUUGGUUUUGUCUACAGUAAAUCCAUGAGGGCCAUCAUUAAGAGCCAAGGGCGGGGAUUUCCUCCGGUUAUUUUCAUAAGAGACAGACGAAAAAGACGACCUAAUGAAGCCCCUAGAUGUUCAGCGAUUCCUCGCCUUCUUAUUGCAUAUAACCAACACUUCGUUUCUCUUUAAUUAGCGGGGUUAAUUUGGACAACGGACACUUACAUGUAUGUGAAGUACUAUCACGCAACAAUCGAGAAUCGAGUCUCGAUUCUCGCGAGGAUCGAGAAUCGAGUGUCAACUUACUUUUGAACGGUACUGUAUUACAAAGUUAGGCCUUGCAGAAGGAGAAGAGACCAGCAAAUCCUUUAAGGUUUUAUUUGUUUCGCUUGCUAAACCGCAACUGAAAAUGACAGUGAUACAAAACCAAGGAAAGUGCUCUCGCGUUUGAAACGCUGAGCAAAUCUGGUUAAUUUCAGCUCGAGACAGCGAGACGGUGCAGAUGUUCCUUCGUUCUCUAAGCCCUUUUAUUGCCAUUGCAGAGUCUUGUAUAAGGUGGCUGGACUACAAUGUAACUUUUGAGUUUGUGGACGAAAUCCUGCAGUGUGACCAUUCAAAUGAAACCUCUCUGGAAGAACUUUCACAUGAUACUAUUUGUUUGUUUGUUUGUUUUUGUUGUUGUUGUUUAAUUUUUAAGUAUUUUCCAAAAUGAAAUUUGGAAAUUUUGUUGAAUGUUGACUGCGGCCAUUUUCUGCAGCGAAUCAUUUUAUUGUUUAUAAUUUUUGUGCCUUGUUCUGUUUUGUUUUUAUCUUUAUAUUAUUUUUCCCUGGCGUUUAUUUUAACAGUUCAGCCGAACAUUUUAACAUAUCCCUUUUGUGUCCGGCUCCUUUAUACUAUAAUUUCAAGUUAAUGAUUUUAGCAGGAACGCAUACAACGAAUACCAAAACGAGUGAUUUCAAAGUUUGUCCCCUUUCCCAUUCCGAAAUACGAUAAAGAGAGCGUGCCCUAAGUAGAAACAAUUUGCUUGUAUUGACAGCAAUGUGCCUUGAGAAGCGAGUCUUUUAUCGAGUGAUAUCUGGUCUGCAUUCCAGCAUUAACAUCCACUUGUCUGCACUAUACCUUUUCAAAGGUAAGUCUAACCUAACCUACUGUAGUGUAUACUUUUUUGGGGGUGGAUGACAAGAUUGUCCUUUGUGGACGUUACAUUUCGUCUUGGGGAGGGCAGGGGGAGGGGAAGAACUUCUAUCAAACAAAUUAGGGAAUUAAGUUUGUAAUGUGCCUUAAUACAAUCAUGUACUUUACCAUUGCACUUGUUAUUAAAAGAAUGCUACAAGUUAGGUAGAAAGAACAAUGUGUAGCAAUGAAGGUCAGAUAAAACAUUUGUGCUUCUUGUUUAAAAGAGACAUUUUUGCUCUGUUAAACGUUGUUAUUUUUUCCUUCCUGAUUUCGCUCUGUCCUUCAGGAAAUGGUCUUAUGAAACCAAAAUGGGGCCCAAAUCUUAAAGAGUUCAAGCGGCGGUUUGAUCCAGGAACCACAAGUGGUGAAGGUGAGAUGCAGUACUGGGUUCUUAGUUAAUCGGCAGAUUUAGCAAAGACAACCCAACGGCAGUGACGACUGCUCGCGCAAAUAAGAAACCAGCUUGAUCAAUGGCAGAGCAGCAAAUUGGGUACUUGAAUUUUCGUUUAUUCCUUUCCACGCGCUUUCCCUUCGUCAACUGACGUUCCCGUUUCGCUGCUAAAUUACUGUAUUAUGUAUUUUUUGUACUGUUUUGUUCCUACUAAUUCAAAGUCCAUUAAUACUACCGUGACUGCUGGGACAAGCUAAGGCCACUGGGGUAGGAAGCUUAUGCAACUAAGAAGGCAAUGUUAGUGAAAAGGCCCCUUAAAAAGUUAACUCGGGUCGCGCUGUUUCAAACUUGAUGGCUUCACUUGCACUUUGUUUAAUUUGUCAAAUGCACAAGCGAUUCUUUCUGGAGUUGCAGUCUUUAUGAUCCUCUCCACUGGUUCAAAAUCGUUGUCUUAGUUUGCAUCCUCCAUAAAACUUAAAUUUAGAACAUUUCUCGUGAUCGUGCGUGACGGCAAAAAAAAAAAUCGUUCGUGCAUAUGUAUGCAUGAUUUAUAAAAAGGCAAAAGGCAAAUUCCCCAGAGAACAGCAUACAACCUAAAUUGCCGUCGUGGUCGCGUAAGCUAGCUCCUUUUUUACAAAACCGUGGUACCAGAUCUACGAAGAUGGUGUUGGAAUGUGGAAAUGUUGGUUUUUGAGGAAAAGUGGGAAAAACUUAGCUUGAGAAAACAGCCAACAGUUCGCGAAGCCACUGCUGGUUUCCCCGCGAAAUGACGUCUAAGAAACAAGCGCAGAAAUUCCAUACAGAUGACGUGUCUACCUAGAACCUGGUUAGCUAAGAAAUGGCUUCAACCAAUCACCCAGUUCUGGGUGGCGACACGUCAUCAGUAAGGAAUUUCUGCGCUCGUUCCUCAGACGUCUUUUCGGCGGGAAUGUGGCGUCGCGAAAUCUCGGCCGCUUUCUCCAACUACGGAACCAAAUGUCAACGUUGUAUCCGGCAGGUCCCACCUGGCUAAAAAAUCUCUACUUCGCUUACACUGUUGUUCUGAGAGCCAUAACCAAAGCAGCACCAUUCUGGGAACAGGAGCAGUUUUACACUGGAGACUAUGAAGAUGACUUGCAUGUGCACAAACUCGUUAAAGCUCUUUUAGCAAAAUCAAAGUAAGAGAGACAUUACUACUUAACCUAGCUUUUUUCAAAAGUAAAAACGUGUCUUCGCAUCAGUUGAAUUCCAAAAAUAGUGCUCCAGUUUUGUAAUUUAAGACAAUAUUAAGGAAUUAAUUUUCGUUUCCUGUCAUCUUUUGCUAAGGAUGGCAAGGAUGGACAUAAGGUGAACGUGGGUCGAAUUUUUUGAACGCUAUGCCUGCAAAAAUCGCCCACAAAAGUACAGUCGACUCUCUCUUAACGGACACCUCUAUAAGACGGACACCUCUGUAAAACGGACACCUAGAGGUGGUCCCUGCCUUUCUUUGCUCCCUCUAUUGACUUUCUAUAAGACGGACACCUCUCUAAGACGGACAGCUAGUGCCGGUCCCAAAGGUGUCUGUCUCAGAGAGAGUUGACUGCAUUAUGAUUAGUGCCGGGAUUUGGUGAAGCCCGUCUGAGCAAACCACGAAGUUUCGCGGUGUUAUUGCGUUUGAGGUACAAGAGUACCAAGUCGAGUUAGUCGCUAAUCUUGGCAUUUGCUUUGCUUUUUUUUUUUUUCUCAGAACUUGUCCAAGCACCUUUGAUGAGAAACUGAUGUUUAAGGACCCGACAAACUCCAAUAACCUUAAGGUACAUAUCAGCUUCUGUUGCCCUGUAGCUAACAAAGGUUUAUCAGGUAAAAAGAAGGUUAAUUCCGUUUUUACAGAGGAACUGAAUCAACUGUUAAUUAAUUAAAUUAAUCAUUUGACUUCAAUUAAUCGAUCAAAAACAUUGUUUCCAAAGGAAAAGAUAUUUUGAAAUCGCGCUCACGCAUUCAGUACUGUAGGAUUCAUUACGAAGAUUAUCGGUUUUUACACCAGGCCACAGUUGUUCGAAGGCCGAUUAGCGCUUAAAGCGGGGUUAAAUUUAACCCUGCUUUCUUUUUCUUGUGUUCAAAAGUGUUUUCUCGGACAAUUUUCUCCGUUAUUUUAAGAGCUUCCAAUCAUCAACUCGUAGAUAAAAAGAAUUAAAACUGAAAUGCUUAAAAGCUUUCAAAUCUGAAUUCAAAUCCCGCACUGAACCUGGGUUAUCUUAACCCUGCUUUGAACAACUCGGCCCUGGCCUCAGUUGUUUAAAAGGGGGAUACCGUAGAUGACCUACUAAACGCUCUCUUCCAAAUAAACGCCUCUUAUCUAAUUUUAUUAGACGUCUCUAUCUUAUAAACGCCCCCUGUAUAAUAGACGACCCCUAUGAGAAUUACUCCAAAUACAAGAAAUCAGCAAAAACCAUUAGCCAGGGUUUGCGUAUUUCGUCUUGUUCAAUGUCACGUUCAAAAUAAGGCAACUCAACCCUGAGCGAGGACUCUGACAUCGAUGUUGGGAUUUGAAAGAGCGAUAUGAAUCUCUAGACGGCCUUGACGUAUCAAUUAGUGAUGGAACAGAUAUUCUGCUAUGUUAAUACUCUCUUGAUAUUUUGCUUAAAUCAUAUUAGUUUUGUUUAACUUGUCACAGUUAUGAGAAUAAACGCCUCUCUCUUUUAAAUGCCUUCUAUCUGUUAAACACCCCCGCUUGGACCCCUGAAAUUAAAUAGACGCCCCAGUUGUUUAUUAGGUUAUUUACGGUAACGCUAUCCAUUGUAUAAAUCUCUAUCCAGUGGAUAGCGUAAGUGGUUUCCCUAAUUCUUAUCCACUGGGCAGAGAUUUAUCCGGUGGAUAGAGCUAUACGACAUUUGUAAAACCGGGGCCAAAAUAUUUGUUUUCACAAUUUCAGGAAGAAUUCAGGCUUCAUUUCAGGAACGUUUCGCGUAUCAUGGACUGUGUUGGUUGCGACAAGUGCCGUCUGUGGGGCAAACUUCAGGUAAUAACCAUACUGAGACUGCUCGCUCCCCUUUCGAGGCUCGCGCAGGAUAUUCUAAUAAAAAUAACAACAAUAGCCCAUGUUCGAUAUAUUAAAUUUUUCCAACAUGACUCUGAGGCUUUCUGGUCAUAUUCCUAUAUUUUGUUUGGUUUUCUUUGUGCUCAAGUUUCUUCUGGAAAUUGCGAGACAAUGGAGUCGUUAAAAAUUUUCAAUUUUGUUCCUAAAGCCUCGGAGUCAUGCUAGAAUUUUAAUAUAAUAAAUUAUCGAAAGUGGGCUAUUAAAAAGUAAUCGUGCGAUGCACGAUGGGAAGGGUGCGGUGGAAAGGCGGGAGCCUCUCGUCCACUCUUUUCUCUUCCCAUCGUCCCCAGCACGUUUUCUUUUUCCCCUCUCCCCAGCCUCCCCACAUCACACAGGACUCCGCUGGGGAAAGUGGUUAAUACUGAGUGAUUGCUUAAGUCAUUUUCGAGUUCCCCCGGACCUCUGUAUCAAAACGAAGUUAAGUGCUCAGCCUUUGAUAUGGAUCCGAAAUGAUUUUUAUUGCCAUGCAAGUAAAACUCAUUUUCACAAGAAAGGUUCUGCACUUGGCGUCAUUUUGAAAGUGAGGGGUUUUGGAACUCCGCAGGCAGUGCCCUAUUCACAUGACUGUUAAGAUGACUUGCCAACUCAGACUACUUGACUGAAAACCAGACAGGUGCGGAGCUGUCACUCAGGAGUGGGGGCGGGGGCGGGGGAUUCCACCGCCUACUAUGAGCAUGAUCUCCGGCUACUUAUAUGGGAAACAAAAGGAACGUCCUAAACGUUUAUUUCCCUGCCCUCCAAUUGUAUUUACCCAGCAACUUGAAAUCUUAGUGCUAACCCUGUCAGCAACAAACUAUUAUUCUUACCUGAAGGAGUAAGAAAAUACUCUAACAGGAAAUAAUUUUUAAGGACGUGUUAUGUACUGUGCUCUAGCACCCACAAGAGUUAUUGCUUUUGUAUUUGUUAAUUAAUUAAUUUACUUUUCCUCGUUCAAAGGAAAGGUGUCCGAUGAUUUAUUUCGAUGUAUCUUAUAAAAAACUCAAUCUUAGGGCUAAUCAAAGUGUACAAUUUCUACUUAUGUCCGGUUUUGUACGCAGCUGCAAAAGCACACGAAAAAUCGCAAAGCCAUUUGCGGAUUCUCAGAAUUUCGAAAAAAAACCUGAUAAACGUUUACGUAUGUUCCCAAUCUAGUAAAACUAGAAACAAUCGUGACUGACUUGAAAUAAAUACUUCUAAGAUCUGUUGCUACGUAAAUGAAACAGGCGAUCUGCCUUAUUCACAACAGGUACAAGGUCUUGGUACAGCACUAAAAAUCCUUUUCUCUGGUCACGAAUUUGACGAUGGGAAGUUUGAAAAGAGCCGCCAUUUUCAACUCAGAAGAUCGGAGAUCGUUAGUUUAUUCAACGGUUUCGGAAGGUGA